GGCAGUCCUACUAAUCCGUAUCUUCUUAAUCCCCCAUUUUCAAAUUUGAAAAACAACUGUCAUUUUCGCUCCCGCUGUGUAAAGUGUGAACCCAUAGUCUUUAGUCUUUAAUCUUUUUGGCGGGAAAAUUGUCCAUUGUGAGAUCUGAACUAAACAGCUUCUUCGAGAAAUGGAUGGAGAAGGAGGAGGCAGUGAAGAAAGCGAGGCAGUAUUCGAAUCCUUGAAUGUAAACCCUCAACUCUUCAUCAACGAAACCCUAAACACCGUUGACGACUUGGUCGACGACGCUUUCCUCUUCUUUCAAAAACAAGCUUCAACUUUGUUGAACACCGACACCAACAACGAUAGAUCCCAAGAUCUAACCCAGGGUAUUGCUAGGGUACGCAAAAUAGUUCAGUCGGUUUUGGAUAAGCGGCUUGCUAUGUGGGAGAAGUACUGUCUUCGCCACUGUUUUGGUGUUCCUCCAGGCUUUUCUUUACCCAAAACUGAUGAAUCAAGUGGCAAUGGUCUGAUGGGUCAAGAGGCACUCUGCGAUCCAGAUCUGGAUGCACAGUUGGAGAACUUGAGGAACAAGCUCACUGCGGUUGGGAAGGAGUCUGCUGUGCUGAACCGUGAGCUCCAAGCUUUUAAAAGGCAGUCUACUUCCAGUAAUCAUUGUGUUGGGGUUGUCAAUGAGGCAUUGCAAUUAUAUGAGCAGAACUCUAUGCAUGACCUGUUCCAGGAGAUGGAGAGAACUGCAUCAGAACUCCGUACCCGAAUGGUAAAGUUGAAGACCAGAGGGAAGGAAGAGACUGAAAAUACUAAAACGGGGAGGAUUUACAAUCCCAACAGAGAUUUGUCUAAGAUUGAUAGCAAGGGCUUCUCUAAUGCAAGUUUGGAAGAAAUUCAGGAAUUUUUAGAUGAAAUGAAGAGCUUGUGAGCAGUUUGUGUUCCAUGAGUCUUGGAUUAGGAGUAUGGUUGUUGUGGCUAAACUUUAGUAUAUUGUUCCCAUGCUAUCAAUUGAAUCUACUUUGUGAUUGUUGUAAUUAGCAUUAUGGUUUUGUUGUAGUCAUCUAUGACAUGAAAGUAAAUGACAUACAUUAAUUUUCUGAUUGUCAAUGUUAAUGAUAAAGCAAUCUUUGGACAUUAAA
Messenger RNA from Quercus robur (English oak), 1130 nucleotides. Its product is annotated as protein MIS12 homolog. The record is from RefSeq and is a predicted model, not a curated record. The transcript has 7 exons. Gene Ontology annotation, cellular component: chromosome, centromeric region; nucleus. Lineage: Eukaryota; Viridiplantae; Streptophyta; Magnoliopsida; Fagales; Fagaceae. Bases 170 to 919 code for a protein of 249 amino acids. Gene Ontology annotation, biological process: kinetochore assembly; protein localization to kinetochore; mitotic cell cycle.